Physella acuta is the source of this 540-nucleotide messenger RNA. Its product is annotated as baculoviral IAP repeat-containing protein 5-like. The record is from RefSeq and is a predicted model, not a curated record. NCBI's taxonomy places the organism in Eukaryota, Metazoa, Mollusca, Gastropoda, Physidae.
AGAUUCAAACAAUAAACAAACAAUAAUUUUUGAAUUUUAAAAUGACCGAAAAUUUACUUUUAGACGAUAGAACAAUGCUUAUGUUUAUUGAGAAGGAGAGGCUUAAGACGUUUAAAGGAUGGCCAAAUGAUAGUUCUUGGCACUGUACUCCAGAAAAGCUUGCACAAGCUGGAUUUUACUUCAGCCCAUGUUCUGAUUGUCCUGACAAUGUGUGCUGCAUAUUCUGCCUGAAAGAAUUAGAUGGGUGGGAGCCAGAUGAUGAUCCAGUCAAAGAACACACAAAGCAUUCACCCAAAUGUCCCUUUUUGACUCUGAAGAAGCCAGUUGAAAAUCUUACUACCACUGAAUUUGUAAAAUUAGCCAUGGAAAUAUUGAUGAUAAAGAUCGAGAAAAUUUUUGACAAAAAUAUCAAGGAGUUUGAAGAGCAAGGCAAGGUGAACAGAAGUGCAAUAACAGAUCACAUAAAUGGAAACUAAUGUAAAGAACAUGACUCACACUUGUAUAUACUUGCCUUUGUUCCUAAUGCAUUUUAAAAAUAAA